AUGAAGCGCCGUGGUCACCCGGAGGGUGGGUCCCUCCGGAAUCCUGAACUGACGGAGGAGCGGAGGAGGUGCGUGGGGACAGGAAGCCGCUUGGGCCGUGAGCUGGCCCAGCCGGGUGGACUCCUACCUGGACAGGCCUUCCCGCAAACCGGCCCGGCCCGCCGCCCCAGCCGGUCAGGACGCCCUCGUUCCCCCUGUCCGGAGCUCGAAGGUCACCCCGGGCAUCCCCGCCCGCCAACGGACACUCACUCCGUGCCGGCUCCAACAGUCACCCAGCAACCAAAGCUCCGCAACUGCCCCUGGAACGUCUCAUCCUCCCAAAAGAGGGGCGGCGCCCAGAGGAGUGACGGCGUGGAGGCUACUUCCGGUCUCUCGCCUCUCCUAUUGGCUGUUACUCCGAGACCGGAACUGCGUCUAUUCCGGGAACCAUUUUUCUUCAGGGCAGAAGGCGAGGUUUGUUGUGGGCAGGGACUCGUAACAGAAGCUUUGACUGCUUUUCCGUCCCACCUUGCAACUUCUCCCGUUCGUUUCUUCCUUCAAAGUUUUCAAAGCUCAGCGGAACCUUGGCGUGAAAAGAUGCCUAUGGUUGUCUUAGAGUGUGGGUUGCGAAGUUGGGAUGCGUGUGAAAGGUGAAGCCGAAGCGCCUACAUGGUACACAUCCCGGGAGAGCCUCCACAGCAUAUGUCCUUUCCAGAAUUAGCAAGUGAGAUUCUUUUGCAAGAGAAGCCACUUCAUCUCUGUGAAUGGCAGGUAUCUCAUCUGUAAAAUACUAAAAAAAUGCCUACUGUAUGGGUAAUGGGAAAGUGAGGGGGUUAGAACACUGAUGAACACUUGGAAGAGGUGCAUAAAUGAAUACUGUGGUUCUAUUGGAUAGGCGACUGUCAAUCAAAUACAAUGGGUGAGAUCAUUUCAACCUGUGCUUACUGUUAUGGGGUGGGGGAAAUCAGGGCAAUGGAAUAGAGUAUCUGAAGAAAAAGGAGGAAGGUGGCGGCGCUAACUUGGUGUUUCCUAAGAGGAUGUCAUUUCUCAUGGGUUUUUUUCCAGACCCUUACUGGGAAUAUCUUGAGGAAAAGUGCCCAAAGACUAAUUGAAAGGAUAGUGGUAAGAUGGAUGAAAUAAAGGACCAGCGUGGUGGUGGAGUGUAGGGGGAAAAAAAGGGAGAGAGAAAUAAAUGUUAGAAGGAAGGCAGGUGUAGAAUCAUAAAAACUAAAAAAAAAAUCAUAAAAACUAAAAACUAAGAUCAGAAGUAUGAAUUUUUUGAGGCAGCCCAGAUGGGCCUUAAACUUGGAAUUCUUCUGAAAUCUGCCAAAUGUUGGUUUUAUAAAUGUGUGUACACCACCACAUCCUGCAGAAAUUUGGUUUUGAUUAAGUGUGCUGGAAAACUUUUAGCCUGGAGAAUAAUAAAAGUUGAUAUUUUUUGUUU
This is a messenger RNA of Myodes glareolus (Bank vole), 1423 nucleotides long. Lineage: Eukaryota; Metazoa; Chordata; Mammalia; Rodentia; Cricetidae. The record is from RefSeq and is a predicted model, not a curated record.